Messenger RNA from Caenorhabditis angaria, 1183 nucleotides. The record is from the annotation of a GenBank genome assembly. NCBI's taxonomy places the organism in Eukaryota, Metazoa, Nematoda, Chromadorea, Rhabditida, Rhabditidae.
AUGCUAUUAUUUCUAGUUUUGGUGAAAUGUGUAAUUUCAAAAAUUCCUGCACAAUAUGAGGAAGUUGGUAAGCGAUUUUCAUUUGAAUUGGGUAGAAAAUUGUUAAAAAAUAAUAUAAAUUCGAAUUUUGCAGUGGACACAGAAAAUAUGCUAUUUACGGUGUUAACACCAUAUGAUUUGGCAUACACUUAUCAAAUGAAACAUGCGUAUAUGUUAGGUUCACAAUUUAAUGCGGAACUCAAUCGAACAAUGAAAAAUCUCGAUUUGGUUCAAGCGUUUCCGCUUCAAGCGUGUUCACCAUUGGAACAGAAAUUUGUAAUUCCAACAGCAGUUUUGAUUGAAAGAGGGUAAGUUCUUUAUGCGUUUGGCAAUAACAAUAUAUGAAUGAUGAUAUUUCAGUGGUUGCUCAUUCACUGAAAAAGUCAAUAAUGCUCAAGAUGCUGGUGCUGCUCUAGUUAUGGUAACAGAUUCGGGUGAGUUGAUUUUUUUGAUUAGAAAAUAGUUUUUCAAAGAGAGAAAAGUCAAUUAAUUCUCAAAAUGCUCUUCUCGAUUAAAAUGUCUCUGACUUCAGUUUUUGGAAAAGCUCAUUUUUUCUCCUCGAUAUUUCAGUAAGUUCUUCAGAAUUGAUAAACGCAAAGUUUUGUAUGCAAUGAACUUUCAUACUGAUUAUCAGUGUUGUAAUUUUUAUCAUUUUUUUCUGAAAUUAACUGUGAAAACCAAACAUCUUCAAAAAGGAAAAGUUUAUUUCGAAAUUUGAAAUGAUUUCAACAUAAUUUCUCUUAUAUUCAUUCAAAAUUUGAAUUCAAUCGAACUUGUCUUGAAAAAUAUUUUUUUAAAAAUCCCUGAUGGCAAUUUUCUUGGUCUUAAAACAAGAAUUAUAUUCGAAAUAAAAAAAUUCUAGUCUAAAUCCUUUUCAAAUAUUACCAAAACUGAAAAUGUUUCAGAUUAUGCAUCUCGUCGUGAAUAUGUUAAUAUGAUACCUGACGCAUCUCUUCGAAUUGUCGAUAUUCCUUGCGUUUUCAUUGGAACGACAACGGGCAGAUAUUUCCUCGAAUAUUUUCACGAUGAUGAAAAUGCAGUGAUCAAAAUGGAUAUACCAGUUGAGCGACUGACCUCUCCUUGGAUUCAUCAUCAACGAAAAGCUCCGUGGGAAUAUUGGGGAGAUGAUCACUGGUUAAUGUAA